Messenger RNA from Phascolarctos cinereus (koala), 1934 nucleotides. RefSeq lists its product as uncharacterized. Gene Ontology annotation, biological process: regulation of DNA-templated transcription. The record is from RefSeq and is a predicted model, not a curated record. NCBI's taxonomy places the organism in Eukaryota, Metazoa, Chordata, Mammalia, Diprotodontia, Phascolarctidae.
UGACCAGCGUGGUGGGUGGUAGCCCAGGUGGAAUAAGAGCCCUGGGGUGGAGUUUGGAGGCCUAGGAGGGGCCUAGGGCAGGAGAGGGCUCAUCCCAGUGGCCAAGGCAUUCCAUGUGAUGGAGGGCAGGGCUUAGGCAGGAAAGGCAGACUGGGUCUUGAACUGCUGGCCCUGGAUGUGAUUGGAGGAAAGAGCCCUUCCUGGGGGCCUCAGAGUCUGGGCAGAGCCUGGGAGGACCUUCCCAAAGUGGGCUGGCUGAAAACUGGAACUUGUGCUGAGACUGGGCUGCCUUCUUCCCUCUGAAUUGAGAUUUCUCUGCCUUCCUCCCUCACAGCUUAGAUCACUGCUGCCUUCUCUUGGACCUGAGAUCUCUGCCUUAGGAUGCCAUCACUGUGGGUGCAGACCCAAGGCCAGCCUCCUGCCCUGGGAUCCUUCUUCCUCCCCAGCUCAGUGUGCAGAGGAUCAAGGCCUGACCCAGCAGGGACCCUGGAGUCAGAGGGAAUGGCCCCUGGAAGCCGCAGACCCCCAAUCCAGGAGUUGGUGACAUUCAAGGAUGUGGCUGUGGACUUCACCCAGGAGGAGUGGGGCCUCUUGAACAAUCCUCAGAAGGAGUUGUACAAGGAGGUCAUGCUGGAGAAUGCCCAGAACAUGCUCUCCCUGGGGCUGCCAGUUCCCAGAGAAGAUUUGUUCUCUUAUUUUGAGGAAAGGGAAGCACCAUGGCUGCUGGAGCAAGAAGGCCUGAGGAGCUGCUGUGCAGAAAGAGAGAUUAGACCUGAAAUGAAAGAGACUACUGCAAAGCUGAGCAUUUCUGUGAAAGAAACUCACCAGGAAAACUUCAUGAGUGAUGGUUCCUGUGAUUUCAUUGGGAGACAAAUAUGUGCUGUACUUAACAGAAUUCACACAGGAGACAAAUGUUACAAUUGUCAUCAUGGUAGGAAAGAGCCUAGUGAACAGUCAUCCCUUAUUUACCAUCAACAAAUGAAUACUAGAGAGAAAGCAAAUGAGUGUCAAGAAUGUGGUGAAGCUUUUAGUGAACAUUCAUCCUUCAUUAUACAUCAGAGAAUUCACACUGGUAGGAAACCUUAUGAAUGUGAUCAUUGUGGAAAGACUUUUAGAAGAAGCUUUCAUCUUGCUCGACAUCAGGCAAUCCACACUGGAGAGAAACCUUAUAAAUGUAAUCGAUGUGGAAAGGCUUUCACCCAGAGUUCCAGUCUUGCUACACAUCAGAAAAUCCACAGUGGGGAGAAGCCUUAUGAAUGUGAUCAAUGUGGAAAGGCUUUCACACAGAGUUCCAAUCUUUCUGCUCAUCAGAAAAUCCACACAGGGGAGAAACCUUAUAAAUGUAAUCAAUGUGCAAAGGCUUUCACACGGAGCUCCUAUCUUGUUUUACAUCAAAGAAUCCACACUGGAGAGAAACCUUUUGAAUGUAAUCAAUGUAGAAAGACUUUCAGACUGAACUCCUUACUUGCCAUACAUCAGAAAAUCCACACGAAACUUUAUCACUGUGAUCAAUGUGGAAAGGCUUUCAAAGAGAGCUCCAGUUUUGCUAAACAUCAGAGAAUCCACACAGGAGAGAAGCCUUAUGGAUGUAAUCAAUGUGGAAAGGCUUUCACACAGUCUUCCAGUCUUGUUGUACACCAGAGAACCCACACUGGAGAAAAACCUUAUACAUGUCAUCAAUGUGGAAAGGCUUUCACACAGAGUUCCCAUCUUGCUGUACACCAGAGAAUGCACACUGGAGAGAAACCUUUUGAAUGUGAUCAAUGUAGAAAGACUUUCAGACUGAGCUCCCUACUUGCUCUACAUCAGAGAAUCCACAUUGGUGAGAAACUUUAUUAAUGUAAUUAGUGUGGAAAGGCUUUCACACAGAGCUCCAAUCUUGCUGCAUAUUACAGAAUCCACACUGGAGAGAAACGGUAUAAACAUAUUCAAUG